Messenger RNA from Symbiodinium necroappetens, 4851 nucleotides. The record is from the annotation of a GenBank genome assembly. Lineage: Eukaryota; Dinophyceae; Suessiales; Symbiodiniaceae.
AUGGCUUUAGUGGACAGCGAAGCCGCUUUUGCACAGAGGUGCAAAGAAGUGGACGCCGAGGGCUUGCGUGGGCAGCUGGAGAAGCCGACUUCGGCCGAGUUCGAGGCUUUUACUGGCCGUGUUCUUGGUGCUGCACCGCGCCUUGGGGACGUCAGUUUAUUGAAACGCUUAAUGUUCGAAGCUGCUACGCUUGUAAUCGCUCAACUCAAACAAGCAGUGCAAGCGGAGUCAACCGAAGCUCCACGGCGUCUCCCUGCUGCGGAGAAGGCGGCUCGCGAGGUGGAGCAGCGGAAUCGCCUUGCCGGCGUCAAUAUCGAGCGAGAACUCGUACCGUCACAUGCCCUCAUAGACUUGUGUAAUCACAUGGUGGAUCUCAAUUCCAUCACGUGGAUAUCUCCAAGCAAAUGCACCAGCCGGGAAUCGGAGAUCCAGCUUUCCACACGUGAUCAGUCUAAGGUUUUCAAGUUGGAGGAUCAUACGCUUAAGGUUUCUUCCGAGGCGCACAAGGAUGAGGCCGAUUACUCCUCGCCUCUGAAGUUGCAAUGGUGCCUUCAGCGCCGCGGCCUCGCGUUGGAUCAGUGCAAACUCAUGUCUUGGUCUGCGCAUGAGAAAUGGGUGCGCACUCUUUUGCAGUCAAUGACCCGUGAUUGCCCGGCUGAUUUCACUCGUCCUAAUCUGGCCCAGAUUGUGCAGGCUGAUCGUGAGGCCUUUCUCAUCAUGGCUGCUGAGGUGCGUGAUCUGCGGCCCAAUGUGGACGGGUCAUUCCCAAUGUCUGUCGCAUUGGAGGCCUUGCGGACUGACCCUCGAAUUACCAUGUUCUUGAUGGCUAUGCCGUUCAAACGGUCUGUGGCUGUGGAUGCUGACCGGCCCCCGACUCCACCGGGUGCUGCUGCUGCUGCAAAAACACGGUCUGCCAAGCGUCGUGAACGGGAAAAGCGUCGUCGUGAGGCGGAGGCGGCUAAGCGGGCGGGUACCGAACCGCCCCGACGUGCUGACCCGCCUAACAAAGGUGCCCGCUUGACCCCUCCCGCCGAGCUGGCGUCGUGUCAUCAGAAGAGCGCUGACGGCAAGCCCAUUUGCUGGUCGCACAACUUGAAGGCACUGGAUGGUGUCCGGCCAUAUGCCAACAUCCUCUUUUUUCCUCCUGUGCCCGACGCUGCUGACCGCUUCCCGUGUGAAACGGAGGCCGAGUCACUGGCUGUCACUUGUCUUUUGGAUGGGCGCAUCAAUUAUGAGCAGUUGCGUCUCUUGAUGGAGCCGCUUCCGGGGGAGAAGCCUGCGCGUGCUUCGGGUCAACCUGUGCCCGUGGGCGAACCUGCCAAAUCUUUUACUACCGGGGCGUAUGUGUAUAGUGAUGUUUGUGGCCUGCGGGCCAACGCCCGCUGCUUUCCAGCUACUUCCAUGCUGCUUGCAUCCAUUGUUUCUGCAAUUUUCCCUGAUGCAUCUUUCAGUGCCAUCGCGCUUUUUCGGAACAUCUCUACGCCGUUGCAUUCUGACGAGAAUAACGAACUUGGAUGUGACAACCUGUUGAUCCCCUGUUCUCAUUUUGAGAAUGGUCAGGUCUGGAUUGAGGGUCCCGGCUCGGUGCCUUGCCCUCUCGACUCGACUCUUACUGGUUCGUUGCUUGAGACGUCCGGUGGGCCCACUCAGUUCAAUGCACGACUCCGGCACGCCACUUGUGGCUGGACUGGGCUGCGACUGAUGCUUGUGGCCUUCCAAGUGCGUAACAUUAGUACACUUCCCGCUGAUGCCAGGGACACGCUGUGCCGUUUGGCCUUUCGGCCAUGCCGCGUUGCGCCCAAGCAUCUUUCGGCGUGCGCUGGCCCGGAGUCGACUUUUGACUCGUGUGUUGGUCAGCCGUCAACCGAUAUCAUGAUGUGCACAGACUCCUCUUCGUCACCAGGUUCUGUCGACCCUGCGUCAUCUGCUGACCAGUGCGUUGAUGUGGCUGUGCUGGCGUCUUCCAAAGACGAUUGCAUGCAAGAUGUCUUUCCUGUUCGCAGGUCACCCUUGGUCAUCGAGGUCUUCGCUGGCACUGCUGUACUAAGUUCCGCUUGCAUGCACUUUGGGUUUCGCACUUUAGCGGUUGAUCGUGCUUCCAAGCAGUCGCGCUUUCCUAUUCAGACCAUGGAUUUGACUCAGGAGCACGACCUCAACAUGCUCCUGGACAUCAUCCGUCAGGAACGUGCAGAGAUUGCUCUUGUGCAUCUCGCACCGCCGUGCGGAACUGCUUCCGCUGCCCGGUCGAUUCAAUACCCGAUGGGCUUGCCCACUCUCGAAGGCCAGGAUUUGCUGCGUGUGACGGCGGCAAACACUUUGUAUGCUGCCGUCGGUCGCAUCGUUGGCGUCGCAACCUCCUGUGACAUUCGAGUUACGGUGGAGAACCCGGCCAACUCGUUGGCCUGGCUUUGUGACGGAAUGAAUGAGCUUCUGUAUUACCCAGGUGCAUCCGAGGUGCUGUUUGAUCACUGCAUGCACGGUGGCACUCGUGACAAGUGCACGCGGUGGUGGUGCAAUGAUCAUUUCUUUGAUUCCUUGGCACUUCGGUGCUCCAAGGAUCACCCGCAUGCUUCGUGGAAGCCACGAUUCAAUGCUUCGGGGGUCGACUUCCCUACGCACCACGAGGCUGCCUACCCCUCCCUGCUCUGUGAACGCAUUGCUUCGUUGUUGGCCGACGCUCACCCACAUGUGACUGCUCUGCGUCCUCGGCCGGCGACACAGGUGUUCCUGGACAAGCAGCCUCGCUAUGCUCGACCUUUGGUAUCUAACUAUGCGGGUUAUGAUACUUGGGCUGUCCCGUUGUCCCGUGACGCCUGGGCUGACCGUAUCCUUCACUUGUAUCCCAAGGGCUCGAAGGUGCUACGACGCAAACUUGUUCCAUGGGGCAGAGUGCGGGUUUGCGCCAAGUCAGUUUGUCCAUUAUUGGAUAGACAGGCGACUGCAUCCUGGGAUGUCACAGUCAAGUUUGCAGAACCUGAUCGGCACGACGGCAUGGAGUUCGACCCGGCGUGUGAGGAGGUUGCCACUCACAAGGUGGUAGCCCUGGUUCUUCCGAAUGAGUGCGGGCCUACAGAUGACAUGGCGGAGCUCCUUUGCUUCGGCGUUCCAAGGGAGCCUGAUGACUUUAUCCGGCACGCUGUCAUGGCCGGGCACCCAAGAAACCUUUUGCAGGAUGCCGUGGAUGGGCCGGCCAGGUCUGUGGCUCAGUGUGUCUUGCUUGGUAAGCACGAGCGGGAGCGGCUAGUUGACAAGACGGUGACUGCGUGGAAGGUGAUCAAAGAGGAGCGUGCCUCGGACAACGAGAGUCUCCUUUCCCAGGGACCCGAUCAUAUAAGGAAGGUGCUUGCCAAUAAGAAUGUGCUUUUUUGGCGGGACAUCCUGAACUCGCUUGAUUUUGCGGAUGUGGACCUGUGGAAGGACCUGAAGCAAGGCUUUCGCUUGACGGGGUGGAUGCCGGCAUCAGGAGUUUUUCCAAAACGGUUGAGACCGCCUGCCUUGACAAAGGAUGAGCUCCUGUCUCAAUCAGUUUAUCGGACCCCUCUCACGGUGAGCUCGAUUGCCAAGGGUGCCAAUGAUGAUGUGGCAAAGGCUACUUGGUCGGAGACCAAGGCGGAGAUCGAGAAGGGGUGGAUUUUUCUUGAUGCUUCGUACGAUCCUCUCCGCAUUAUCCUGUCAAGGAGAUUUGGGCUGCAACAGCGAGACAAGACUGGCGUGAUAGAUGACGGCAAGGCGAGUGGUCUUAAUCUCCUUUGUGGCUUGAUUGAGCAUUUCACUCUCCAUGGCGUCGACGUCAUCGCUGCGACGCUGAUCUGUCUGCUGAAGCUUGCGCGAGAACGCAAGGGACGUCUCUUGGGCAAAACCUAUGACUUGGGGGACAGGAAGGUUCUUCGCACCGGGGUUAUGAAUACGGACACUGGCGAUGUGGCUGUCUUCGGCUCCAAUGUUUUAAGCUUCGGCGCUACCGGGAGUGUAGCCGGAUUCCUUCGGAUUUCUGCAGCGCUGUGGCAUGCAGGCGUGCAGGGCUUGGCCAUCCCUUGGCUAGCCUACUAUGACGACUUUCCAGUUUUUGCUUUCGAGGAUGAGGCAGAUUGUGUGGAACGAGCUGCUGAUGCCUUGUUCGACUUGAUGGGCGUGGAGUACGCCAAGGAAGGAAAGAAGGCGACGAAUUUCGGUACUUCAGUGUCGGCUCUUGGGUUGGUUUUCGACUUAGCUGAGUUCUCCAACGGUCGUGUGACGAUCCGUCACACGGAACGAAGGGCUCAGCGGGAAACUCUGAGGCAUCAUCUGGAUCACGAGACUUUGUCGCCCAAGGAGGCUGAGGUGCUGCGUGGCCGUUUGCAUUGGUACAGCUCGUAUCUUUUUGGGCGAGGACCAGCUGUUGCUAUGAAGACGUUGUCUCGCUGUGCUCAGGGGCGAGAAGGUUCUAACUUUGUGAACGACGAGCUUCGUGGCGCAUUGAGCAAGCUUCUUGACCAUGUCGAGAACGCACCACCUCUCCGCAUCAACGUGGCCUCGGGGAGGACUUUCUUCCUCUUCACGGAUGGAUCUUAUGAGCCCUCGGGGGAAGUGGUGGCAGGCAUCGGUGGGAUUCUCUACGACGAUGCAGGCAUGCCUGUAUCUUUCUUCAGUGGAUCAGUGCACCCGUCUGACCUGGAAGUUAUGCUUGAGACGUCGUCACAUCCCAUUUAUGAGAUUGAGCUUUAUGCUGUGUUGGCAGCUUUCCGAUGCUGGGGAACCUUGCUCAAGGACUCCUUCACUGUGGCCUACAUCGACAAUUCGGCCGCCCAGGCCGCCCUGGUUGCAGGCUCGUCAGGCACCGACCUCGGUUCGAGGAUUGUCGAGUUGAUUGGU